AUGAACACCGUGAACGCGUCCACUGGCUUCAGCAGCUUCCAUCUGCACUUUGGGCGCGCACCGUGCAUCAUUCCUCCUCUCACGACAAUGCCCUGUACAGUGUCCAAUGAGAGUGACAUCGACAUUGCACGCGCCAUCAUCAACCAACUCCACGAUGAUGUUGCCAAGGCCCGUGACAACCUGCUCGCCACUAGAGUCCAACAGGUGCAUGCGGCCAAUGCGAAACACAGUCCUGAGAUACCGUACAAUGUGGGGGACAAGGUGAUGUUGUCCACA
This is a messenger RNA of Postia placenta MAD-698-R-SB12, 276 nucleotides long. RefSeq lists its product as hypothetical. Lineage: Eukaryota; Fungi; Basidiomycota; Agaricomycetes; Polyporales; Adustoporiaceae. The record is from RefSeq and is a predicted model, not a curated record. The annotation marks the transcript as partial. The transcript has a single exon.